GGGGGGCGAGAGGUAAAGGGGAGAGGAGAGAAGCACAUGGCGAAGCAACGUACAGGACUUCCAUUUCUGCGCCAGACGCCGUGAGGGUAACAUCCUUUUGCUGGUAACAACUUAACGAGGAAGUAACGGGUGACAACUACUGACGGUAGCCUUCAAGCUGCUGGGAUAUAUGCACAACACGUGAACUGCGAAAAUGUUGGGGACUGAGGACUUAGCCAUCGAGCCUCGAGGCGGAUACGAGUCUUUCGACUGUGCCAAGGCCGUGGCGCUCAUUGGCUUCAUCGGCCUGCUGUCCAACUUUCAGGAUACAAUUGAAGACUUCAUGAACUUGCUUAACAUGGGGGGGAGGCGGCGGCGGCGGCGGAGAGAUGAUGGAACAGAGAGCUGGAAGGACAUCAUCUAUUCAGCUAUAGAAACCUUUCAGUAUGGAACACAACCAUCCCAACCUGGGAACAAAGAUACAGUGCCAAACUAUGUGGCACACAAAGAGAGUUCUGAGCAGGAAGAAGACAUGAGGCAGACAGACAACACUGCUGGAAGAGAUACUCACACGGAUAGCUCAGCUGACUGUCUGGGGAGUUCUGAACCGCCUGACCCUGAAGACAGAAGACCCCUCAUGCAAGACCUGGCACGCACUGGACCCAUGCUGGCGAUGUGGCUGGUUGACACUGGCGAUGGGCGGGUGUCGGGGGAGGAGGGCAGGUCCAGAGUGUGCCAGACCAGCCGCUACUUUACUGACACCCACGGCUGGCUGGGCUCCAUAGCAUCCCAUCUCCUCACAAGCACACUGGCAGCAGCCAUCUCUGAGAACCAAGAUAGCAAGGAGCUUCUUGACUGGGCUGGCCUCUCAGCUGGAACAAUAGGCUGCUAGGAUUUAUAAUGAAUCCUUUCAUAUAUUUGACAAAACUGUAUUUCCUUGCAUAAAAGCUAAAUAAUGUCAAAGACAACUCCCUAAAUCAUUAUAUAUAAAAUGUAGCCUCAGAGAUAUACAGUAUUCAGUAUAAAAUGCAUUCAAGAAAUUUUGUAAUGGUCCAAAAUGCAGAUAUGGACUCUGAAGUCUUUUGACCUGUGGGGCACACUUUGGUUUGACGAUGGUGAGUCCGUCUUGUGUCUCGAGGGCCAAGGUUCAAUUCCCAGAUGGGUUGUUGGAGAAAGAAUUGUUUUACAUGCUCUUUGGAUUCAGAUACACAUGUAGGAAAAAUGUCAUGGUUACACUGGAAAAAAAAGGCCUGGAAAUAUGAAUAUUUAAACUUGGUAUAGUUGUGGACCAGCAAAAUGCCUACAGUAAGCCGGCAAAAAGCAUAUUUAAGUGAAUAAUGCCUCCUGUGACACCCUGAUUUUAGAAUCCAAUAUGAUGCACAUGCUGCACUGAUACUACUAUAGCCAUCUACUGCUGGAUGGAGCUUCAGCUGCAGCAUUUUGCUCACUCAUGUACCCAGGGUCUCUAUUCCUGUAUUGAAACGCAUGCAUUUGGGCAGGAUUCUGAUGUAGGCAGCGGAUGAGUGUUUUAACUUAUGUACUUUUGCCUGCUUGUUUGGGACCCAGAUACACAAAGGCACUCUAAAAAAUUUGAGGGUUCCACAUGCUUAUUUGAUAUUCUGUUCAUCAUAGAUUUAAAAGUCAAUUGGGGUUCUAAUAAUGCUAAUAUGUUUUUACUUAGGGAUACAGCAACCCUCCAAAGGUAGUAUUCACAUUAUAGUUGAUCCCAUGAGUUUAACUUUGAAUAAGGUUGAAAAAUGUACUCUUGCUGGAAUCUAUCUAGUAUUCGUAAAUCUAAUUUGCAGAAAAUAUAAAACAAUAUAAAUUCUACA
This is a messenger RNA of Eriocheir sinensis (Chinese mitten crab), 1811 nucleotides long. RefSeq lists its product as uncharacterized. The transcript is spliced from 8 exons. Bases 194 to 871 code for a protein of 225 amino acids. The record is from RefSeq and is a predicted model, not a curated record. NCBI's taxonomy places the organism in Eukaryota, Metazoa, Arthropoda, Malacostraca, Decapoda, Varunidae.